AUGUCUGAACGCAAAGUUCUAAACAAGUACUUCCCUCCGGAUUUCGAUCCGGCUCUCAUUCCUCGCCGGAAGCAGCCCAAGAACUCACAACAGGUGGUUCGUCUCAUGGCUCCUUUCUCUAUGCGAUGUAACACAUGCGGUGAAUACAUUUACAAGGGAAAGAAGUUUAACGCCAGAAAGGAAACAGUCGAUGGGGAAGACUACUAUGGUAUCAAAAUCUUCCGUUUCUAUAUCAAGUGCACUCUAUGUUCCGCGGAGAUUACUUUCAAAACAGACCCUAAGAACACGGACUACUCCGCUGAACACGGGGCGUCGCGGAAUUUCGAGCCAUGGAGGGAGGAACAGGCUGUGGAGGAAGAGGACCGUUUGGCGAAACUGGAGGAGGAGGAAAACAACCCCAUGAAGGUCCUGGAGAACAGAACGGUGGACUCAAAGCGAGAGAUGGAUAUCUUGGAUGCCCUUCAAGAUAUUCGUGCUCGCAAUGCACGUAAUGAACGUGUCGGCCAGUCAGUUGAUUUGUCAGAAAAGCUCGACGUGGAGGAAAUCGAGACGGAGGAAGACAGGGAGCGGAAGAGGCAGGAUGAGGAGGAUGAGAAGCUGGUGAGAGAAGUUUUCUCAAAGAUCACAGUCCCAGCAGGUGUAUCGGGCUCGCAGCCGUCCGAGAGCUCCAGUGGUUCAGAAGAAGCGGCCCCGACGGUGGUAACGUUGAAGCGCAAGGCAGAUGGAGCGGAGCCAGAUUUGAAGAGUUUGCUACCAGAGUCGACAAGGGCGCUCAUUGCUCAGAAGUCCCUUGGGCAACCUCCAGUGAAGCGGAAGAAGCUUGACUUGAAAGGUUCCUUGGGCAUCAAAAUCAAAGGAAGAGCGGUGACCAAGACAGCGGUGUAA
Sparassis crispa is the source of this 885-nucleotide messenger RNA. RefSeq names its product Pre-mRNA-splicing factor cwf16. The transcript is spliced from 4 exons. Gene Ontology annotation, cellular component: U2-type catalytic step 1 spliceosome. Lineage: Eukaryota; Fungi; Basidiomycota; Agaricomycetes; Polyporales; Sparassidaceae. Gene Ontology annotation, biological process: mRNA splicing, via spliceosome. The record is from RefSeq and is a predicted model, not a curated record. The coding region runs from base 1 to 885 and encodes 294 amino acids.